Molecule: messenger RNA, 1164 nt
Organism: Periconia digitata
Lineage: Eukaryota; Fungi; Ascomycota; Dothideomycetes; Pleosporales; Periconiaceae
Source: the annotation of a GenBank genome assembly
UUUGACGAUAACUUCAUUCCAUUCCAAUCUAAACCUCUUCAGUUCUUUCGCUCAUACAAGUGUUUUCUUUAUAAGAGGUUGUUCCAGCUUUUAUCUUGUUCUCUCCUUAUUAUUGGCAUCGUCCAAGAAGAAUACUCCGUAGUCUUGACUUUCUGGAAAAAGAAGACUGCAAACAUAUCCACAUUCGCGAAGAUGUCAUACAACCCCAGCAUCCGCCUCACCUCAGGCGAGCACGUCGAAAUCGUCGACCGCACGCAUCUCCCCUUCCACCGCAUCGGCCGCCUCGGCAUGGGCGCCAGCGCCCAAGUCGAAGUCGUCGAAGAGCCCACCACACGCCGACGCUACGCGCACAAAAUCUUCACCCCCUACUACGGCCACACCCUCGAACGCUUCAAGAAAGAAGUGCAAAACGAAAUCGCAAUCAUCAAGCGUCUCCGCGGACAUCCACACAUCGUCAACGUGGAAUGGUCGUACGCGUGCGGCCGCGAGCUCGGGAUCCUUCUCACGCCCGUUGCCAGCGAUGGCGAUCUCAGCGCGUACUUGUAUGAGAUACGGGUUCCUCAGGAUGGCGGUAGCAAUGGAAAUGGUGGUGUUUCGUCUGCUACACGAGAGCAGAGAGCUGUUCUUGUGAAGGCUUUUGGGUGUCUUGCUAGUGGGCUUGCGUUCAUGCAUGGUUUGAAGAUCCGCCACAAGGAUAUAAAACCUAGUAAUAUUCUUGUGCAUAACGGUCAUAUGGUAUAUACGGAUUUCGGCAUCGCGAAGGACUUGGUGGGGAUGAAUACCAUGACGAGCGGGAAGCCGGGAGGUUUCACGGACCGAUAUUGUCCUCCCGAAGUCGCGGAGUGGGAUCCGAGGAAUCGGAAGUCUGAUGUGUUUUCCUUGGGGUGUGUGUUUAUUGAGAUCAUGGCGGUUUUGUUCUCGGACGCGAGGGAGUUGGCAGAGGAUCGUACGCCUUAUCGGAAACGCCUUCAGGAUGUGCAGGGGACUUUGAUCCAGUGCAGUGUUGCCGAUUUUGAUCUUCGUCAAUUGUUUGUCGUUAUUUUGGGUAUGGUUGAGGAGAUGAGUGAGGACAGAGUUGGAGCUACCGAUCUGGUGGACUGCUUGAUGGAUCUGAAGAUGCCUUGCGCGGAGUCACUGUUCUGCAGACAAUGCGGCGGUACCUGA